AUGACAUCACUUCAAUCAGGAGAAGGUGCAGGUCAUCAAAAUGUCCAAAAAUGUCUCAUUCAGUUCAGAUCAAAAGUGCAAGAUGAAGAGCAUAAAGGUACAGGGAAGACGGAUGGAAUGACAUCACUUCAAGCCGCAGAAGAUACAGGUCAUCAAGAUGUCCAAAAAUAUCUCAUUCAGUUCAGAGGAGGAGUGCAAGAUGAACGGCAUAAUGGUACAGAGAAGACAGAUGGAAUGACAUCACUUCAAGCCGCAGAAGAUGCAGGUCAUCAAGAUGUCCAGCAAUGUCUCAUUCAGUUCAGAGGAGGAGUGCAAAAUGAAGGGCAUAAAUGUACAGAGAAGACAGAUGGAAUGACACCACUUCAAGCCGCAGAAGAUACAGGUCAUCAAGAUGUCCAAAAAUAUCUCAUACAUUUCAGAGGAGGAGUGCAAGAAGAACGGCAUAAAGGUACAGAGAAGACGGAUGGAAUGACAUCACUUCAAGCCGCAGAAGAUACAGGUCAUCAAGAUGUCCAAAAAUGUCUCAUUCAGUUCAGAGGAGGAGUGCAAGAUGAACGGCAUAAAUGUACAGAGAAGACAGAUGGAAUGACACCACUUCAAGCCGCAGAAGAUACAGGUCAUCAAGAUGUCAAAAAAUGUCUCAUUCAGUUUAGAGGAGGAGUGCAAGAUGAACGGCAUAAAGGUACAGAGAAGACAGAUGAAAUGACAUCACUUCAAGCAGGAGAAGGUGCAGGUCAUCAAGAUCUCCAACAAUUUCUCUUUCAGUUCAGAGGAGGAGUGCAAGAAGAACGGCAUAAAGGUACAAAGACAGAUGAAAUGACAUCACUUCAAGCCGCAGAAGAUGCAGGUCAUCAAGAUGUCCAACAAUGUCUCAUUCAGUUCAGAGGAGGAGUGCAAGAUGAAGAGCAUAAAGGUACAGAGAAGACGGAUGGAAUGACAUCACUUCAAGCCGCAGAAGAUACAGGUCAUCAAGAUGUCCAAAAAUGUCUCAUUCAGUUCAGAGGAGGAGUGCAAGAUGAACGGCAUAAUGGUACAGAGAAGACAGAUGGAAUGACAUCACUUCAAGCCGCAGAAGAUGCAGGUCAUCAAGAUGUCCAGCAAUGUCUCAUUCAGUUCAGAGGAGGAGUGCAAAAUGAAGGGCAUAAAUGUACAGAGAAGACAGAUGGAAUGACACCACUUCAAGCCGCAGAAGAUACAGGUCAUCAAGAUGUCAAAAAAUGUCUCAUUCAGUUCAGAGGAGGAGUGCAAGAUGAACGGCAUAAAGGUACAGAGAAGACAGAUGAAAUGACAUCACUUCAAGCAGGAGAAGGUGCAGGUCAUCAAGAUCUCCAACAAUUUCUCUUUCAGUUCAGAGGAGGAGUGCAAGAAGAACGGCAUAAAGGUACAAAGACAGAUGAAAUGACAUCACUUCAAGCAGGAGAAGAUGCAGGUCAUAAAGAUCUCCAACAAUUUAUCUUGCAGUUCAGAGGAGGAGUGCAAGAUGAACGGCAUAAAUAUGCUAAGAAGACAGAUCGAAUGACAUCACUUCAAGCCGCAGACGAUGCAGGUCAUGAUGAUGUCCAAAAAUGUCUCAUUCAUUUCAGAGGAGGAGUGCAAGAUGAACGGCAUAAAGGUACAGAGAAGACAGAUGGAAUGACAUCACUUCAAGCAGCAGAAGAUACAGGUCAUCAAGAUGUCCAAAAAUGUCUCAUUCAGUUCAUUACAGAGAAGACAGAUGGAAUGACAUCACUUAAAGCCGCAGAAGAUGCAGGUCAUCAAGAUGUCCAAAAAUGUCUCAUUCAGUUCAGAGGAGGAGCGCAAGAUGAACGGCAUAAAGGUACAGAUAAGACAGGUUGA
Messenger RNA from Lytechinus pictus (painted urchin), 1836 nucleotides. RefSeq names its product ankyrin-2-like. NCBI's taxonomy places the organism in Eukaryota, Metazoa, Echinodermata, Echinoidea, Temnopleuroida, Toxopneustidae. Gene Ontology annotation, molecular function: protein binding. The record is from RefSeq and is a predicted model, not a curated record. The coding region runs from base 1 to 1836 and encodes 611 amino acids. Gene Ontology annotation, cellular component: cytoplasm. Gene Ontology annotation, biological process: innate immune response. The transcript has a single exon.